Messenger RNA from Magnolia sinica, 2330 nucleotides. RefSeq names its product purple acid phosphatase 23. The record is from RefSeq and is a predicted model, not a curated record. Lineage: Eukaryota; Viridiplantae; Streptophyta; Magnoliopsida; Magnoliales; Magnoliaceae. Bases 182 to 1870 code for a protein of 562 amino acids. The transcript is spliced from 8 exons. Gene Ontology annotation, molecular function: acid phosphatase activity; metal ion binding.
UGAAAUGCCAUCAGCUAUUGGAUUUCCAAACGGAUAUUCCUUCCUUAAAAUAUCAUUCAGCCUCUACCCAACACUCCAAAAAUCCCUUCGCUUGAUUUCUCCAACAAAUAACAGAAUCUACGUUCUCUCCUCAUUUCUUCUGACUCACUGAGUCAAGUACUCAGUUAAGAAGGAGAAAUUGAUGGGUCACACUCGUUCAUGUCUGCACUCACUCUCAUACCUGUUCUUGAUUCUAGAAAUGGUGGUGGGGGCCCACAUCCCGACCACCCUCGAUGGCCCAUUUACUCCGGUCACUCGCCGCUUCGAUCCGUCGCUGCGGCUAGGCAGUGACGACUUGCCAAUGGAUGAUCCCAGGCUUAAGAAGAAAGUUCCCACUGUCUUCCCCGACCAGAUAGCUCUCGCCAUCUCUUCGUCGACUUCCAUUUGGGUGUCUUGGAUCACCGGGGAUGCUCAGAUUGGCUCCAAUGUGACCCCUCUCGACCCAUCAACGGUUGCCAGUGAGGUUUGGUAUGGGAAAGAAAGUGGAAAAUAUCCAUUUGUUCAACGAGGGUCGUCAACUGUCUACAGCCAAAUGUACCCAUUCAAGGGCCUUAUGAAUUACACUUCAGGCAUCAUUCACCAUGUUCGACUCAAAGGGCUUGAACCUGGGAAAAGAUAUUACUACAAGUGCGGGGAUAGUUCAUUGCCGGCUAUGAGCAAAGAACAUGUAUUUGAAACUCUACCCUUGCCUAGUGCAAAUGCAUAUCCUCGUCGAAUAGCAGUUGUAGGAGAUUUAGGCCUGACAAGCAAUUCAACGACAACCAUUGAUCAUCUCAUUGAGAAUAACCCUUCGAUGGUAUUAAUGGUUGGAGACAUGUGUUAUGCGAACCAGUACCUUACUACGGGUGGCAAAGGCGCCCCUUCCUUUUCACGUGCAUUUCCAGAUGCACCCAUUAGAGAGUCAUAUCAACCACGGUGGGAUGGGUGGGGAAGGUUUAUGGAACCCCUGACAUCAAGUGUCCCUAUGAUGGUGAUCGAAGGCAAUCAUGAGAUUGAACCUCAAGUUGAUGGGAUCACUUUCAAAUCUUAUCUGACACGAUUCGCUGUUCCAUCACAAGAGAGUGGCUCCAAUAGUAAUUUCUACUACUCGUUUGAUGCAGCAGGAGUCCAUUUCAUCAUGUUGGGAGCAUAUGUUGACUAUAAUAGUACUGGUGCCCAGCAUGCUUGGCUAAAGGAUGAUUUACUUCGAGUGGACCGCAAAGUGACCCCAUGGCUGGUGGCUGCAUGGCAUCCUCCUUGGUACAAUAGCUAUUCAUCACACUAUCAGGAAUUUGAAUGCAUGAGGCAGGAAAUGGAAGCACUCUUGUAUCAAUAUGGUGUCGAUAUUGUCUUCUCGGGUCAUGUGCAUGCUUAUGAACGGAUGAACCGAGUGUAUAACUAUACAUUAGAUCCAUGCGGGCCUCUUUACAUAACCGUUGGAGAUGGUGGAAAUAUAGAGCAAAUCGAUGUCGAUCAUGCAGAUGACCCUGGAAAGUGUCCUUCAAGCAGCGACAACAUACCAGAAUUCGGAGGAGUGUGCCAUUUAAAUUUCUCUUCGGGCCCAGCUAAAGGCAAGUUCUGCUGGGACAAACAACCAGAGUGGAGUGCAUAUAGAGAGAGCAGCUUUGGACAUGGAAUAUUAGAGAUUAUCAAUUCCACAUAUGCCUUAUGGACUUGGCACAGAAAUCAGGAUACAUAUAAAGAUCAAAGUGGCAGUGAUCAAAUAUACAUAGUACGACAACCUGAAUUGUGCUUGCCAAACAUCAAAUCAGCCACUACUUCAGCCAAUGCAUCGGUCACUACUUCAACCAAUGCAUCUGCCAAUCUAAGUAACCAGAGGAGGUAUGACUAAAAGCAUCAAGGUACCUACUCCAUCCUCUAUUCUCGUACACUUCCGUUCUCUUGUAUUUCCUUCUCUUCUUUUGGUUGCAACUGUAAGCUGGGGGAGAGAGAAAUCCUUUGUAUAUUCAUUGUCCAUUUAGUGAGUUGUGAGCAAUCUUUAGGGACCUGCGCCCAUAUAAAGAGUACCACUCCGCUCCAUCAUCGGCGUCGUAAUGUCGGCUCCUGAAGGGUAUCCUCUUCAACUCAGGAGGUGUAUUGUCAUGUGAAUAGGAACCUUAGAAAUGAAUUUGCGAGUAUGCAAGCAGGUCAUAUGCCAACACCAAACAUGACCCUGGUUUUGGAUUUGUAAGUUUGUGGAUUGAGUAUAUGAACUUGUAUUGUGUUGGUGAGUAUUUGUCAUUAGCACAUUGUAAUUUUUUUUCAAGUGGUUGAACUGUAAGUUGAGGAGGUUGUAAUUUUCAGAGUUCUGU